Molecule: messenger RNA, 1608 nt
Organism: Exophiala oligosperma
Lineage: Eukaryota; Fungi; Ascomycota; Eurotiomycetes; Chaetothyriales; Herpotrichiellaceae
Exons: 9
Coding region: 1-1608 (535 amino acids)
Biological process (GO): transmembrane transport
Molecular function (GO): transmembrane transporter activity
Source: RefSeq, a predicted model, not a curated record
AUGGAAGACUCCCCCCGGGGACUCAACGUAUCGAGGAUCAGGCUGGAUCUAAGAUUCUACUUGCUCCCCAACCAAACGCUGACCCUAAUCAACCUCUGGACCAAGCUCCGCAAAACAGUACACAUGGUCGUCUUGUGUUUUUAUGCACUCAUGGUCUUCGCCAUUCUCUGUGUCGCAGUUCCCCUCUGGCAAGAUUUCAACGCCGAACUCGGAAUGAGUUAUGCCAUCCUGAAUGACGGUUACGCAACCAACAUGGCCACCUUGUCAGUAGGGUGCAUUUUCUUCGUCCCGGUCGCUCUUCGAUUCGGAAGACGUCCAAUAUACCUCCUCACCGCCCUGAUCAUGCUCGCCUCUGCCAUCUGGCAAGCCAAGAUGCAGACGGUCGGCGACAUGAUUGGAAGCAAUGCCAUCUCUGGCUUUGCUGGCGCCGUGAAUGAGGCCAUCUUCCAAGUCACGAUCGCCGACCUCUUCUUCGUUCACCAACGCGCCACUAUGAACGCCAUCUACCUCUGCCUCGUCAUCGCGGGCAACUACCUUGGUCCCGUCGCCGCCGGGUACGUGGCCGUGAACCAGGGCUGGAGAUGGGUAUUCUGGUACUGCACUAUAUUCAUGGCCAUCGUGGCUGUCUUCAUGUUCUUCUUCCUCGAGGAGAGCAAGUACAUACCUAAAAUCGUCGAGGGCCACGAAAUUGUUGCGACAACGUACAACGACCAGGACCAUGACCUCACCAAAGUGAGCAGUAUAUCCAAGGACAGAUUGGGUUCGAUUUCCAUCGACGCGACAGAGGCCGCCAAUAAUCAGCGCCGACGCUUGGUCGACAUCGACACCACUAUCCCAAUGGACUCGUACCUGAGGCGCCAUCGGCUCUGGUCAACUGAGAAGGCAUUCACGACCGGCAACCGGAGCUACUGGAUGCAUUUCUUCCAGCCAUUCCAAAUGCUGUACACUUUCCCAGCUGUGGCAUUCUGUGCACUCCAAUAUGGUUUCCUCAUCGCCAUGUUGGCCAUCCUCGCCGUUACACAGGCUACUCUCUACCCAGCUGCACCAUACCUCUUUUCACCAAUCGGUAUUGGAAACAUGAAUCUUCCCCCAGCGAUUGGCGCUAUCCUGGGAUCCAUCUUUGGUGGCCCUAUAAACGAUUGGUUCAUCGUUCAAGUUGCAAAAAGACGUGGAGGUAUCUAUGAGCCCGAAACUCGUCUUUGGCUCUUUUUGAUCCCCGGGUUCUGUAUGCCCCUGGGCCUUUUUUUGUAUGGCUUGACAAUCGCCAAGGGCAUGCCAUGGGCCAUCAACGCUGUCGGAGCCGGUUUCAUUGGCGCAGCUAUUGGCGGUUGCGGCGACAUGGCUUUGACUUACUGUCAGGAUUGUUACCAAUAUAUUCUCGGUGACGCUCUCACGGGUGUCGUGUUCGUUCGAAACAUCAUUUCCACCGCUCUGGUCUUCGCCAUCACACCUUGGAUGCAGGGUAUGGGGGUGUACAACAUGUUUGUGCUUUUGGGAUGUUUGUCCAUCGCAGUAGCUUUGACUUCUGUCCCUCUCGUGAUCUGGGGUCGGACAUGGCGUGUGAGGUUGGCAGGAAAAUAUGAGCAUUUCGUUGCUAAACAAUACUGA